Aspergillus aculeatinus CBS 121060 is the source of this 3076-nucleotide messenger RNA. RefSeq names its product 5'-methylthioadenosine/S-adenosylhomocysteine nucleosidase family protein. NCBI's taxonomy places the organism in Eukaryota, Fungi, Ascomycota, Eurotiomycetes, Eurotiales, Aspergillaceae. Gene Ontology annotation, molecular function: catalytic activity. Bases 76 to 2952 code for a protein of 958 amino acids. The record is from RefSeq and is a predicted model, not a curated record. Gene Ontology annotation, biological process: nucleoside metabolic process. The transcript is spliced from 3 exons.
CCAGAGACAAAAGAAUUGUGACUAGUCUUUUUCGUGGUAUUGCAAAGCACAUAUUCCCCCGUCGCGAUUGCUACAAUGCUUUCAACGCCAGGUUCUCGAAACCCAGAAUUCAAGAUUGGAAUCCUUGCUGCCUUGCCCCUCGAAGCCCAUGCUAUCAGAGGGAUAUUUGAUCAGAUUGAUGGCGAAGCACCGGAAAACGAUGCAACCAACACUUUCAUCAGGGCUCCAAUGGACAUGAACUCGUAUACCACCGGCAAAAUCGCAAACCACAGGGUUGUUCUCGCACACAUGCCGGGGAUGGGCAAGGUAAAUGCAGCAGCGACAGCAGCGGGUAUACAAGCAAGCUUUACAGAGUUGAAGCUUGUUCUGAUUGUUGGAAUCUGUGGCGGAGUCCCGCAAGCCCACGAUCCAAUUCUGCUUGGCGAUGUUGUGAUCAGUAGGAACAUUGUACCGGCUGAGAAUGCGAUCUUCCACCCAUAUGACCCAGUGUCGGAAAUCUCCGAGCACCCACAAUUUGGAAGACCUACGUGGGUAGUGCGAUCGUUGUUAGCCAAGCUAGAGAAUCAGAAGACGUACCUCGAGGAAAAAACAUCGAAACAUCUGGACUGUUUGCUCCGGAAGCCAGGUUUUGCACAGUCUCGGUAUCCAGGGGACAAGGAAGACCAGCUCUUCCUGCCGGACUAUAUGCACAAGCACCGCAACCCGCACGACUGCGACUGCGUCCAACCGGGGAAGUCUUGCACUAUUGCAAAGCACUCCUCGUGUGAUCAGCUCGGCUGCGAGCCUGAGUAUCUGGUCCCUCGGGCCCGGGAUGAAAACACUACAACACUGCUUCUUCAUUUUGGCUCUAUUGCAUCUGGAGACCAAGUGAUAAAAUCCGGCCAGCAUCGUGACAGAGUUGCACAGACAAAGAAUGUUAUUGCGUUCGAAAUGGAAGGAGCAGGGGCUUGGAAUUAUCUGCCAUGUCUCAUUAUCAAGGGUGUGUGUGACUACGCAGACAGUCACAAGAACAAGAAGUGGCAAAGACAUGCCGCAGCCGCUGCUGCUGCCUCUGCACGAGCUGUACUAGAUGUAUACGAGAGUCCUAAAGAUGAAGAUGAACAAACGACACCAGUCAGGCAAUUAUUAACAUUACCAAAGGGCGGCUUAUGCCGUGACGACCUGGCGGUGCUCAACGAACAAGCAUAUAUGCAAAUCGAGUCAACUGAGGAAAAGGCCACCAUAAAGUCUAUGCGAAGCGGGCCAACUCUUUUCGACAAGCUUCCCUGUACGUCAGAGGCGUUUUACAACCACUAUGAUAGACAGCAUGACCUCUUAUGUCUCGAAGGGACUCGGACAGCCGUUCUGGAAGAUAUUCACGCAUGGGCAGAUAGUCAUAGUGGCAAGACGAUGUACUGGCUAACUGGAUGGGCAGGGAUAGGCAAGUCGACAAUAGCUCGAACGGUUGGUCAUAGUUGGGAUGCUCAAGGUCGCCUUGGAGCAACCUUCUUCUUCGAUAAGGCCUCGGGCAGUGGCAAACGCAGAGCACGCGAAUUCAUCACAACUAUUGCUUACCAACUUGCCACUGAUUUCCCAGUCCUCAUGUCUUUUAUCUCCGAAGCAAUGGCUAAGGACCCUUAUCUUUGCUUCAAGUCCCUUGGGGAUCAGUGCCAAAAGUUGAUCUUGAGACCCAUAUCGAGAGCUCGAUUUCCUUGCAAUGGACUGCCGAUUGUGCUCAUUGUUGAUGCUCUUGACAAUUGCGAAACCUCUGAGGUUGGUAUCGUCAUUCGCUUGCUGGGGGAUAUCAGUUCGGCUGGUGUACGAGUUUUCAUAAGUAGUAGGAUGACACCCACCAUAAAUUUCCACAGAAGAUGCGAGCACGAAGGUCGGUUCCGUGCUUUGGAGCUGCAAAACAUCCCCCAAGAAAUUAUUAAUCAGGAUAUUUCGCUCUUUUUCCAGCGAGAGCUACAACAGCUGAACACAAACUGGGAAGUGGGGGAUAACCUUCGAAAGCUGGUUGAGAAAACCGGAGGUAACUUCCUCUGGGCUUCAAUGACGGCCAGGUAUAUUCGAGAAGUGCCCGAGCUAUCUAGCCGAAGAUUAUCGAUGCUGCUCCAGCCUGGAGCCACAAUGUCACCCAUCGACGCUCAAUUUGACGGCGUGAACCUGGACAUUUUGAGAGAUGCAAUGCCAUCAAACCUGAGCAACAAGGAGAGCAGCAUAUACUACGGCUUGUUGCGACGCUACCUGGGCGUCAUAGCUGUGCUGUUUGUGGAGGUUUCUCCCGCUUCAUUCUAUCAACUAAUUGACCUGGAAGGGGAUGGGCGCGGGGCGUAUGGCAUCGAUAUCCAUGAGGUUUUGAAGAAUUUACAGCCGAUCAUGGAUGUUCCGGACGACAAGCACGAUCAGAGUUCAUUGUUCCGUCUCCUUCAUCCAUCCGUGGGAUCAUUUUUGACGAGCCCCACGAGAUGUACCGACGAGAGGUUCCUCAUAGACUCGAAACAGGCUCACUACGAUGCUAUGGAAGGUUGCUUACGUUUGCUUCCAGGCAUCCUUGAGCGAGUCCAACAAGAGACAGCAGGCUCAACCUCAGACCAAAGCGACCUCAUGGUCGACACAGGUGACGCUUGCACUGUGUGGGAAUGGUCACCCGCAGCGCGCUACGCCUGCCGAUACUGGGUGAAGCAUCUUGAGGGAAGUGGAGCAGAAGUUCACCCCGGCGACUCCGUCUCUCUCUUCAUCGAGAAUCAUGUUCACUGCUGGCUCAAAGCAUUGGUACAGAUGGAGUCGAUUGACGAAGCGUCGAAAGACUUGCAAUAUCUGGCUUCUUUCAUCUCGGAUACGGAAGCAUCUGAAUUCGGCACAUCCCUCAAAGAGCUGAGCAUUUCACUCGCGGAACGAAAGGUUCAGGUUGAGCAAAACCCAUCGAUGAUCUACCAGCUUGCCAUGGAACACCUGGACAGAUGUAACUAAUGGCUAAGGCUUUCCCGCUUUAGACAUUGAACGGUAUUUUAGGAGUGGUACUUGCGCAGAAUUUACCCAUAUUUUGGUUGUAGAAUAGCUAUGGGAGUUACCAGUCACCUCAGUCAUGAAUUGG